Molecule: messenger RNA, 979 nt
Organism: Camarhynchus parvulus
Lineage: Eukaryota; Metazoa; Chordata; Aves; Passeriformes; Thraupidae
Gene: MYOZ1
Product: myozenin 1
Exons: 5
Coding region: 167-973 (268 amino acids)
Cellular component (GO): Z disc; actin cytoskeleton
Molecular function (GO): actin binding; FATZ binding; telethonin binding
Source: RefSeq, a predicted model, not a curated record
CUUUGUGCUGGGCAGAGCUUCCCCGCACCCAGGCACCCUGGGAGAGGGGGCUGCUGGACAAGCCUCCCCAGGCAGCACCCAGAGACAGGCUGGGAGGAAGCAGCCACUGCUGAGCUCUGGGGCAGGUGUGUGAGCUGGUCUGAGCCUGGCCCUGCAAGCCUGAGCUAUGCCACAAGAGGUGUCCAAGCUGAACCUGGGGAAGAAGAUCAGCAUCCCCAGAGAUGUGAUGCUAGAAGAGCUUUCUCUCCUCACCAACAAAGGAUCCAAGAUGUUCAAAUUACGCCAGCUAAGAGUGGAGAAGUUCAUUUAUGAGAAUAACCCUGAUGCCUUCACUGACAAUUCUGUGGAUCACUUCCAGAAGUUCAUCCCACCAGGAGGGAGCUAUGGGGAAGAUGCUCAUGGCUAUGCCCACGGGCGGAUGGUGGGAGGAUCGGCAGCCGGGCAGCACGGCUCCAGCACGCAGCAGCAGCCCGGGGCCCCUCCCAGGCCUGCGAGCAGAGGAGGCGCCAGAGAUGGUGAAGGGGAGCAUGCAGGGAAAUCGUCUGGAAGUGCUGGAGAAGGAGGCAAUGGUACUGACAAAGAUGGGAAGUCAGGAGGCAAAAAAGUUACUAUAUUUAAAACUUAUAUCUCCCCUUGGGAACGAGCGAUGGGUAUCAGCCCUGAGGACAAAAGCCAGUUCUCCACAGACUUACUGUCAUACAGCCCCAAAGCUGACUUCCCCCACUACAAGUCUUUUAACCGGACUGCCAUGCCUUAUGGGGGUUUUGAAAAAGCAGCCAAACGAAUGACCUUCAAAGUGCCUCAGUUUGAUAUCUGCCCUUUGCUCCCAGAAUCUCUCAUGAUAUAUAAUCAAAAUUUCAGCAAAAGACCCUCCUUCAACAGAACCCCAAUACCUUGGAUGCCUUCAGGAGACUUCUCAGAGUACCAGACUGCGGUCAAUGUGCCAAUGAGUGGUGAAACAGAAGAGUUGUAAAUCCCC